AUAUCAAAUGGGACAAAAUGUAGGCAAGCUAAUUGGUCAACAAUGUUUGACAGCUUUAGUGGGUGUUAGAGAAAAAAGGCAGCCUGAUUUUUGGUAGACAUUUUGAUUAUAACGUUUGUUUUUUAACUUACGUUUUACUUUUGGAUAAAUACGUCGUGUCGCAUAUUUCGAGGACAUCUUGGAAAAUAAGCAAAGCUCCGUUUAGGUGCGCUGACAGGAAAAUAUCUGGUAGCGUUUUUGAGAGGCAUAAAUCUGGACGUUCUCAGGAGGCUUGUACUAGCUUUUAGAUGAACCAAACUUAUACGUAUUCAUAGAUCAUGGUGGAAAACUCUCCCUCUCCCCUGCCUGAGAGGGCCAUUUAUGGGUUUGUUCUUUUCCUUGGCUCACAGUUUGGCUUCUUUCUGUACUGUCUGUGGGCAUUUAUACCAGAGGAGUGGCUUCAUUCAAUAGGGCUCACUUACUGGCCUCAAAAAUAUUGGGCCCUUGCUGUGCCGAUCUAUCUGCUGGUUGCAUUAGUGAUCUUUGUAGUGUUGCUGUUCGGAGUGAACAUGAAUAACACGGCUCCACUCGACUCCGUGGACAACAUCACAGAUGUGUACGCUCAAGGCCAGAGGACAGAAGACUGCCGCAAGGGGGGAAUACCCAGACUGAAAGAUGUUUCCAUUAGUGAAGUCAACAAAAUGUUCUAUUUGUCACCCAAGCUAUAACAGACAGAAACUGAUUUUGGCUGGAGGCAGAGUAGAAGUGAAGCUGCUGGGGAUUUAUUGUGGUGUCACUGUUUACCCUUUGUUUAUAAAAGAAGGAUUGUGCAUUAUUUAUUUAUCCAGGAAUAAUGCAACAUGGGGCAAAGAUGUACUGAAUGAAUUGACUUUUGUUGGUGCUUUCCAGAUCUAUAUUGGACAAAAUGAUGUGCGGUGUGCAUGUGAAUAACCGUGAUAUGCUGAAUGUGAUGUAACACAAUAUCAUGACACAAACAAAUGAAUUUAUUGUCAGAGCAACUUGUACACUGGAUAAAAAAGGUAUCAAAUGAUUAUAUUCAAUAAAUUACAUACUAUUUUA
Molecule: messenger RNA, 1059 nt
Organism: Siniperca chuatsi (mandarin fish)
Lineage: Eukaryota; Metazoa; Chordata; Actinopteri; Centrarchiformes; Sinipercidae
Gene: pigp
Product: phosphatidylinositol glycan anchor biosynthesis, class P
Exons: 5
Coding region: 318-707 (129 amino acids)
Biological process (GO): GPI anchor biosynthetic process
Molecular function (GO): phosphatidylinositol N-acetylglucosaminyltransferase activity
Source: RefSeq, a predicted model, not a curated record